AUGGAGGCACAUGGGAAGAAUUUCGUGGGCGACGGUGCAACGGCCGUGACAGCCAAGCGGCGUUUCUAUGCGCCACAAGAAGAGCUCAAGCAGAUGCACCAGCACUGGAAACACUGGCGAGGCUCAGCGCGGAAUGCCUGGGGAGGCAUCGAAGACCCUGAUUUGCUGAAGUACUCCAGCUCCUGGGGCUUUCUGAGCGCCCUCCUGCCGGGCCGCAAGCGGUGCUCACGUGAGCGGUGCGCGCGUGCAAGUCGCGGGGAGCCGACCCGAGAAAGUGGAAAGCACAAGAAGCACAACCACAUUUGGUGGGCCUGCCUUGCCGCAUUACCCGGCAGCUUUCAGUAUGGCUGGGGCUUGAGCGUGAUCAAUGUACCACAAGCCAGUGUUUGUGCAUCCUUGGCUUUGGCCGAGGGCUCCUUCGCGUGGUCGCUUCUGGUCGCCAUUCUGUCGCCUUCUGGGCUGCUUGGGGCAUGGCUUGGGCCCACGGUCGUGAGACGCCUUGGGCUGGUGAGAGCCCUGCGUAGCACCGCCCUCUUCUUCGUGGUCUCCGGGAUGCUCUUUCCGAUGUCGGCCCAAGCUGCCAACAGCAGCUGCCUGUCCUUAGCCUACACCCUCUUCGCGCUGGGCCGGAUCGUUGCGGGCAUCGGAGCAGGGGCGGCCACUGUGUUUGUCCCACUGUACCUUGGGCAAAUCGCCCCUCUGGAGCUCCGCGGGGCCAUCGGGAACUUGCAUCAGGUGGCCAUUGUGCUGGGACUUCUGGUUGCGCAGCUGGCUGGCGCCACUCUGUCCUGGCCAUGCGCGCUGGCCCUCGCAGCUGCCUUCGGCAUUCUCCAGAUUCUUCUCAUGCCCCGGCUGCUGGACGUCCAGGAGGAUGUGCAGGAGUCCACGGUCGAAGCAGCGGGAGAGAGCAGGGGCUUCCGGGCGCUGCUGACAGAUCCCGGGGUGCGGCGGCCGCUUUUCAUGGCCAUCGUCCUCAUGGCGCUGCAGCAAUACAGCGGCAUCAACGGCAUCUGGUACUACAGCACGGGCUUCUUCGCCCAUGCGGGGCUGUCCAACCCCCUGGCCGGCACCCUUCUCUCCUCGCUGGUCUUCAUGGUGGCCACCCUCCUGGCUGUGCCACUUAUUGAGCAGGCAGGCCGGCGCGCUCUGCUUCUUCGGGGUCAGGCUGGGGCGCUCCUGUCACUGUCCCUACUCACGCUGGCGAUGUGCCUGAAAUCGGUUAAUGUCAGCAUCGGCUUGAACGGCUUACUGAACGCGCUCGUCGUGAUGGCCGUGCUUGGAUUUGUGUCGUCCUUCGCGGUCAGCUUAGGGCCAAUCCCAUGGCAGAUUGCGAAUGAGAUAUUUCCUCUGCGCUGCCGCGCAGAGGCACAAUGCCUCAUCGCCUCGUUGUGCGAAGUCUUCAGCGCAAGUGUUGCCCUGGGCUUUCCCGUGCUUCAGCGCUCUUUGGGCUCGAACCUGGCGUUCGCACCCAGUGUUCUGGUCCUUUUCGCUGGCAUCUUCGUCGUCAAGAAGAAUCUGCCAGAAACAAAGAACCGAAAGGUGGAGGAUGUCUUGGCUGAGUUCAACCAGAGGUGA
This is a messenger RNA of Symbiodinium natans, 1575 nucleotides long. NCBI's taxonomy places the organism in Eukaryota, Dinophyceae, Suessiales, Symbiodiniaceae. The record is from the annotation of a GenBank genome assembly.